Messenger RNA from Amphimedon queenslandica, 596 nucleotides. Its product is annotated as deoxynucleoside triphosphate triphosphohydrolase SAMHD1-like. NCBI's taxonomy places the organism in Eukaryota, Metazoa, Porifera, Demospongiae, Haplosclerida, Niphatidae. The transcript is spliced from 5 exons. Gene Ontology annotation, biological process: dGTP catabolic process. Gene Ontology annotation, cellular component: nucleus. The record is from RefSeq and is a predicted model, not a curated record. Bases 39 to 596 code for a protein of 185 amino acids. Gene Ontology annotation, molecular function: dGTPase activity.
GAGUAGCUUGUUGUGCCAAGGGAAGCACUAAAGCAAGGAUGGCUACACCACCAGUGGAGUUUGGUACAAUAAUGGAUCCUGUUAAUGGAUCCAUACAACUUGAUAAAUAUUUGUUUAAGAUUAUUGAUAGACCAGAAUUCCAGAGACUGAGGAAGAUCAAGCAAUUAGGUGGUGUGUGUUACGUAUAUCCUGGAGCUACUCAUACAAGAUUUGAACACUCAAUUGGGGUAUGUUAUAUUGCUAGUCAAUUAGUUGAUGCAUUAAACAAAAAUCAACAAAAUAUUAUAACCCCCAAUGAAAAGAAGUGUAUUCAAAUUGCUGCUCUGUGUCAUGAUCUAGGCCACGGACCUUACUCACAUCUUUAUGAUUUUGCAGUGAAGAGACAUUUAGAAAAAGAGAACCCAGAGAAGCUAAAAAAAAAUGAAAGAAAACAUGAGUAUAGAUCUGCUGAAUUAAUCCAAGAUGUCAUGGUUGUUGUUAAAAAAGAAUUUUUUCCAAAAAAUGCUGCUGAUCAAAAACAAGAAAAUACUUGGAAACAAUACAUUAAACUUGUUCAAAACAUGAUCAAAUUUUCUGAAAUUUUUAAGGUAAGUUAA